This is a messenger RNA of Carassius carassius (crucian carp), 2745 nucleotides long. Its product is annotated as TLC domain-containing protein 4-B-like. The transcript has 7 exons. Gene Ontology annotation, cellular component: membrane; endoplasmic reticulum. Gene Ontology annotation, biological process: lipid homeostasis. Lineage: Eukaryota; Metazoa; Chordata; Actinopteri; Cypriniformes; Cyprinidae. The coding region runs from base 309 to 1097 and encodes 262 amino acids. The record is from RefSeq and is a predicted model, not a curated record.
AAUUGGAUCCUAUCACCUUCACUUACAGACAGCCAUCAAUAACACACAUUGGUUCACAUCAUCAUCCCCAACAUGCUCUCACCGUCGCGCGCUUAUAAAACCAACACGCAUCGCAGAUUGCGAUUAUUAUAAGGAUAACCAGUUUUUGAUAUGAAAUCAUGCAUUUCAUAUCGCCGUGGUGAGAGGAGAAUCAUGAAUGUGCCUGAUUGACGAAAUACACGGAUUUUUAUCAGCCCAUGUUUUCAGACACCAUGCACAACUAACCAACAGACACCAUUGAUGAACAAUAAGAGUGGGGUCAGGUGGCCAUGGACCCCUUCAGCCAGCUGAUCCUGCUCAUCUCGGUGGUGAGUUUUUGCACCUUCCAGUGGCUCUUUCACAGCGUGAGCCCAUGGGCAUCAUCCAGAAUCAGCCCUGGCUUCCUAAAACUCACCCACAAACAGAAGAUCGAAUGGAACUCGAGGACUGUGUCCACGCUCCACGCUCUGUUGGUAGGCCUUUUCUGCCUCUACAUCCUGUUCUUCGAUGAGGCUGUCAAUCAGGACCCCGUAUGGGGAGAUCCUACUCUGGUGAAGAUAAACGUGAGCAUUACUACAGGCUACCUCAUAUCUGAUCUGCUGCUUAUAUUUUACUAUUGGAGAGCAAUAGGAGACAAGUUUUUUGUAAUCCACCACCUGGCAGCAUUGUAUGCUUACUACUAUGUACUGGGUCAAGGAAUGUUGCCUUAUUUUGCUAACUUCCGUCUGCUUGCAGAGUUUUCCACACCAUGUGUAAACCAACGCUGGUUCUUUGAAGUAUUAGGUUACCCCAAAGUCUCCAAGCCCAACAUGGCUAACGGGGUACUGAUGGCGCUCGUGUUUUUCCUGGUGCGGAUCGCCGUCAUGCCAGUAUACUACAGUCGAAUGUGCUCAGUGUAUGGCACAGAGGCCUUCUACAAGGUCUCGUUCGGCGGCCGUAGCGCUUGGAUCUUCUCCAGCAUCUGCCUGGACAUCAUGAACAUCAUGUGGAUGCAUAAAAUCACUCGUGGCUGCUACAAAGUCCUGCGUUCCAGCAGGAGAUCCAAACUUGAGAGCCAGGAGAACGGAAAAACUAAUUGAGCGAAAAGAAAGGGCAUUUGAAUUUUACACCAUUUGCUUACAGACAGGGUCAUAUUGACGGUCACCAUGGGACACUAUGGUGCGAUAGUGACCGGUAAAGACUUUGAAAACCACCCCAGAGCAAUAUUUAACAGAGUUAAGAUCUGAAACUCUGAAACAAAAUAUCGAAUUGAGAUCUAGUACACCAGAAAAGACUGGUCGCCCACUUUUAUUUUGUGUUUGUUUUGAAACUACACCAAAAAAGAGCUAACGAUGCACUGUUCGAGUUCACCGGCUAACUGUAUUUUAACCAUGUUUUGUUUUUUAAUUUUAAACUGUGGGCAUGUAAACCACAUUAUUUUUUUUUUAAUCAAAGUUCAGUCCCUCGCUCUCAAUCAUUGUACUGUGCAGAGGGGCCAAGCGGUCAGUCACCUGAUGUUCACGUUUACUUCAAAGCCGCGUAUAUUGUCUGUGAAAGAUUCAUCCACACAACUGCACUGCACUAAACGAGGAAAAUCUGGAUCAGUGUACUCAAGAAAUUCUUGGAAAGUUGAUGUCACAUAUUUGUGAUGUAUUAGAUAUUUUAUCGAAUGCACCGAGAUCCAACUGUGGGUUAAAUAGGCGAAAUAUUUUAUAUAUACAAGAUAUGAGCAUUGAUGCAUUGUUAUCGCAUUAAAUGAAAACUGUUUACACUCGCUUCAGAUUCUGUUCAGAUUUCGUUCCGUUCCCAUAAAAUGGAUGUCACACUUUGUUCACACUGUACAGUUAACUGCAUGCGGCGAUGUUGUUCUCUGAAUGUUUGCAUUGUACAUAGAAACUUUAUUGAACAUACGGUAAUUAUUUUAAUUACGUUGGUGUACAGUGUUUCCAAUCAGUACUAAACAGAAAUUAUCGAUUAUAAUUUGGGAAUGCUUUUAAAAGGAAGAGUGUAGCUCAUGAAUGUUCGAAGACUUCUCAACGUUGGAUGGUUUUCCUGCAUCGUAUCUAAUUUAUUCAACCAGUUUUGGGUUUGGGAUAACAUGAUAAUGUUUGUAUGGCAUAUUUAUUUUUUUAACGGAGGAUAUAAAAUCAAUGGUCAAUGUAUCGGAGUAAAUAAACAGCAUAUAAUAGAAUUCACAUUCACGGUAAUACUUUUAUGAAUUCAUUUUAAAAUUCAUUGUCAACUAUGUAUGACGAAUUUAGUGUAGAUACUCUAACUGUACACGGACGCUCAAUGGCGGCACAGAUGUGAGCGGAUGAGUUUUGAUUUAAAAUGUAUGAAAGAAAGUUUAAUAUGGCUAAAAGCGAUUUGCGUGGAAACAACAAAAUAAAGUUGUUCUGUUUUUAAUGAACUAAGUACUUGAAUUUUUUAAUGUUAUUCUGAGAACCAGACCUAUGAAGGAUUGUCUUUUACCUGCACGAGAUCUAAAAGAAUCCAUGUUUUCUUUCUUUUAUAUUCAAUCACUCAAUGCCUUUUUUUUGUUUUGUUAAAUAAACAUCUUUUAUUUACUUGUCUUUUACCCGCACGAGAUAUAAAGGAAUCCACGUUUUCUUUUUCUUUUUUUUGUGUUCACUCACUCAAUGCCUUUUUUGUUUUGUUAAAUAAACAUCUUUUAUUUACUUGUCUUUUUGUGUCAUUUAGUGUAAUUUUGUACCACAUGGUUCAUUGUAUGGUCAUUUAAAGAAUGUA